AAGUGCUCACAUCACAAAAACAAACAUAAAUUCAAAUCAAAAUAAAACCUAAACGUUACAAAAAAGAAAAAACAAACACAACAAAGCCCUUAAAGUGAAAUCCUAAGCUACUUAUUUCUCUCGUUAAAACUUCAAAUCAGAAGAAGCUUCAUUCUUUGUGGCAAGCUAGUGGCAUCUUUAAGUAUCUUACCAAUGAAUGGAAACCCAACAACACACAAAUCAACAUUAACUAGUGAUAGCAGAUACUCGUAUCUUUAGUGUUCGUCAAACAUAUUCGGUUACGAAACAGAUCAUAAAAGUCAACAAAUUCAAUAUUUUAUGGCCGCUGGAAGUGUGGAAAUUCAUAAGCGUUAGAAAACAAACCAUAAAACUUAUAUUAUUCAGAUGAUACGGUAGUAUAUUCCGCAUAUAUGCUGCCAUCGAAUAUUUGAUUGGAAUCGCCGGGAAAACGGGAAAUACAAAGGAAAUGCAGAACUUUUCGAGCUCAACGCAUCAAAAACUUUUCACCACCACCAGUUCCAGUUCCAGCUCCAGCUCCACCACUAGCUCCAGCACCAGCACCCAGUCCGCCCGCCGACUCGAGGACCAGAGAUUGAGGCAUCGAGGUAGUCCGACUCCCUCUGCGAUAUGAUGGAACGUCUGUCCACGCACCUGUCGCUCACCGGCCUAUCGCUAGCUCAUCCCCUGCAAACUCACCUGGGCACCGGCGGCGGAUCGCACCAUCUCGGCCAAUUGGCAGCGGCGGUGCAUCAACAGCAGCAGCAGCAACAGCAACAAUCUGACCAAGGAUUAGGGCACUCACAUCACCUGCACAGCCAGCAAUUGUCGCUGAAUCACCAGCACCAUCAUCCCCACCAGUCGCCGCAGCAUCAGCAGCAGCAUCAGCACCACCCGUGCAGUAGCAACAGCAGCAACGGAUCCCCCAACGGUUCUACUGGUUUGGGUCUGCAUCCACACUCGGCACUCCAUUUGGCGCACCAUCACUCGCAGUUGCAUCAGCACCACCCGACUGGUCAGCAGCAACAGCAGCAGCAGCAGCAGAGUCAACCAGCGGUGUCCUCAUCCUCGGGCUCGCAUCACAGUCAAUCGCAGUCGCUGAGCCAUCAGCCGCAUAGCAACGGCAGUUCCCAGCUGGGCGGUGGUUCAGCCAGUGCUGGGGGCAGUUCAGCUAACAGUCACCACAGUGCUCCAGCCUCGAGCAGCGUAAUGGCCGCCGCAGCAGCCGCCCAUCUGCAUCACAAUUCCCAGGCCUCGCCCAUCAGCAAUCUGCAUCAGAACAUGGGCAGCCUCAUGAAUAGUGGCAGCAGUGCCAGCGAUGUCUUCUUCAGCCUGAUGAUCCAGAACACAACGAAGCGCCAGAACGAGGAGCACAUAAAACGUCCAAUGAACGCCUUCAUGGUCUGGUCGCGUCUUCAACGGCGGAAGAUAGCUCAGGAUAAUCCCAAGAUGCAUAAUUCGGAGAUUUCCAAGAGGCUGGGUGCCGAAUGGAAGUUGCUUACUGAGGAGGAGAAACGUCCGUUUAUCGAUGAGGCCAAACGAUUGAGGGCCAUGCACAUGAAGGAGCAUCCGGACUAUAAAUACCGACCUCGACGAAAGCCCAAGGCCCUGAGACGCGAUGGUUAUCCCUAUCCAAUGCCAUAUCCAUCGGUGCCUGUGGAGGCGUUAAGAGCGGGCAUUACGCCCGGUUACUUUGCGCCCGGUCCCACAGCGGCUGCCUAUCACCUGGGCAGCCAUCUCGGCCAGACAUCGACGCCAACCACGACGCAGGCCACCCUCUCCGGUCAGAUGGACAAAUUCGCCCUGGAGCGCAGCUCGUAUCUAAGCAACUCCUCGCAGGCGAGUGCCUACAGCGCCUACUUGGACCCGAGUGUCCUGACCAAGGCGUAUUUCGACUCCAAAAUGUAUCAGGAUAGGGCGGCCAACUACGCCUUUGACAUAUCCAAGAUCUAUGGGGCACAGCAGCAUGCAGCAGUCCAUCAUCAGCAGCAGCAGCAACAGCAACAGCAGCAGCAACAACAACAGCAACAGCAGCUACUGCUCAGCGGAGGGGGUAGUGGUGGGGGCGGCAGUGCCAGUUCCCAUAACAACAACAGCAGCAGCGGACUAGAUGAUCGCGAUGCCACGCCCCAAUUGGAGGCAGUGGAGGCUAAGCCACAUUUGCAUUCACCCAGCGAUGUUGGUCUGGACUAUGCCCAAUAUGCCCAGCAAUAUGGCGGGCAAUUGGCAUCAGCAGCAGCAGCGGGUGGGGCAGUGGGUGGUGGAGCAGCUGGCGGUGGUUCUGCAAGCGGUGGAGGUGGUGGUGCCACCGCUGCGGACUUUCGACGACCGUUAACGGUGAUCUUCUGACCACCAUCUUCCAAUGGCAGCGAGGAGUUGAACUUGUCCAUGACCUAGGAGAAGGAGGGGGGAUCCAACUCGUUUCGUUGCGAAUUUUAGUUGGGGUUAAAGGCCAAAAACUUAAAGGUUAAAGGCUUAAAUGUUAUAUUUCAGAUUUUCCUAUAUCAUUUUCAACAAUUUCCCCAAUUAAAAAGAAUUUUCCAUGCGAAACAAGUUGAGUUUCCCCCUAAAAUUGGAUUUAACGAGAAAAGAGAAAAACGAAAACAACCGAAAACGCGAGAUUAAAGUUAAACGUAGCCAACAUUUAAAUUUAAGUCUCCAGUUGUAAACUAAACUUAAGCUUUGUUAAAAUAGAGCAAGCAAGAAAAUGGCCAGGAAAAUGGAUACAGAAGAGGCAAAAUCAUUUAGCAAAAAACAAAAAUCAAAACAAACAAAAAAUGAGAAGAAAACAAAAUUGAAAAAACAACGAGCGGUGCAAUUUUUUAUGUUUUAAACGCAGAUCGAAGUGCAUAGCAUAAAUUUAAAAUUAAAUUUAAAUGUAUUUAAAUUCUACACUAAAAAAAAAAAACAGACAAAAAAUAAAGAAAAUACACACAAAAUAUAUACAUCAGAAACCAGAAUGAAAAAAAACAAUAAAAAACUACAAAAAAUAAAAAGAAACAGCAAAAAUUUGAGUUUCAAUUUUUGGGAAGGUUUUUCCAGGAAGGAGGGAAGUU
Drosophila eugracilis is the source of this 3053-nucleotide messenger RNA. RefSeq names its product transcription factor SOX-13 (gene Sox21b). The transcript has 7 exons. Gene Ontology annotation, molecular function: RNA polymerase II cis-regulatory region sequence-specific DNA binding; DNA-binding transcription factor activity, RNA polymerase II-specific. Lineage: Eukaryota; Metazoa; Arthropoda; Insecta; Diptera; Drosophilidae. Gene Ontology annotation, biological process: cell differentiation; anatomical structure morphogenesis; positive regulation of transcription by RNA polymerase II. The record is from RefSeq and is a predicted model, not a curated record. Bases 628 to 2346 code for a protein of 572 amino acids.